UGUUGCUUUUGAGUAUAUAUUUUCAAGUCUUUCCCUAUCCUUCAACUUGAGAGAAUUCUCUAAGGUGCUGUUCAAUUGCUUGUGUAUAUGUUGAGAAGAGCGGAACAUAGGGGUAACCGAGCCAGGUCCAAAAUUUUUUUUGUCCGCCACUCCUUUAAAUUCCAUACACCGAAGAGAAAAGGAGCAUAACGACACAAAAAGGUCAAUAAUAGGGAGAGAUUAAAUAAUGCGAGGGGGAACGACCCUGGCCAUCAUCGGCUGUGGACAAAUAGGAACCUCUAUUCUAGAAGUCCUUCUGACAACUCUAUCACAACCAUGUCCCAACCAACAACACAAUCCUCUACCGAUACUAUCGAUGAAAUUGAAACCAUCACGGUUCAUCGCCUGCGUAAUCAGUCAGGAUUCUGUGUCACGACUACGCACCAAAUUCGGCCAUUUUGCGCGCAGCUCAUACCCCAAUGUACAAAUUUCACAGGGCCGGGUGGUCGAGGUUGUGCAGCAGGCUGAUAUAAUCCUCCUCACUCUACAAGCAAGUCAAGGGGCAGAUCUUCUUAGCGAUCCCUCGUUGCGAGAACAUUUAGCUGGGAAAUUGUUGCUGAGUACCUGCGCGGAUUUGUCGGUGCAGCAGAUUGAGCAACUUAUUUAUAAUGAUGCGAUUGAAGAAGGGGGCACGGUUUCAGAGAGAUGUUUUAUUGUCCAGGCUAUACCGAACACGGCUGCAGGUGUCCGUCAAUCAGCGACUUUGAUCAGUGAAACAGUCGCUGGUGCAGAUACGACUCUUCCACCAGAUUUUCAGAGUUUGACUACCUGGAUAUUCUCGAGUAUUGGCACGGUGACUUAUAUGCCUGAGUCGCUCAUGAACAGUGCCUCGAUGAUUAGCGGGCUGGCUCCUGCUUUUUAUACCGUUGCGCUUGAGGGUAUUGCGAAGGAAGCAAUAGCCAGAGGGCUCAGUGAGCCCGACGCUUUAUUCCUCGCUGCACAGGCCCUAAAGGGAACUGCGGAAAUGGUGCUAUCAAAGAAAGAGGAGAAUAAGGGAUUAUUUGCCCUUGAUGAAGUUAGAGAUCAGGCUAUUGCUUCGUCGAAUGGGAGUGGUGCGAGAGGGACUCUCGUAUUGAGACAAGCUACUGUCAAGGAUAGCUUUGCUGAAGCAAUGAGUCAGGGCAUGGAGAAGAGGGAUACAGAGGAUUGUCUACUGAGUGUGACAUGGCUGUAA
Molecule: messenger RNA, 1213 nt
Organism: Talaromyces stipitatus ATCC 10500
Lineage: Eukaryota; Fungi; Ascomycota; Eurotiomycetes; Eurotiales; Trichocomaceae
Product: pyrroline-5-carboxylate reductase, putative
Exons: 2
Coding region: 227-1213 (328 amino acids)
Biological process (GO): L-proline biosynthetic process
Molecular function (GO): pyrroline-5-carboxylate reductase activity
Source: RefSeq, a predicted model, not a curated record